AUGUCUCGGUCCCGUCAUGCAAAGCCUUCCAAAGCAGUCAGGACAGGUCUACAGAAGAAGAAAACGACAUUAAAGCAAGGUGUCAAACAUGGGGAGUCAGGGAAGCUGAACCCUGGAAAGCUGAACCAAGUAACUCAAAGAGAUGGUAAGAAAGAACCAGAAGACAAAAGCCCCACACCACCCAGAAGCCUUCUGACCAGAGCUGGGGCAGCCAGAAUGAAUCAGGAUAGGAUCCAAGUUGAGAGUCCAGAGUCCUUAGCUGCCAGUGGGUUUACAAUGGCUCUACGAAGAAGCUCUCUGAUCAGGCGACUCUCCCAGAGCCCGGUCGUUACACCCAGACCGAAGAAAGUGUCACCUGCUAAGAGUGUUUCGAAGCAACAGUGUCCUCACGAGACCCAGGAUGACGCGGUGGCAGAGCACUCGGAAAAUGAUUGCAUCCCCAGCCAAGACCCCACCUCGUCCCCGGAUCCAGAGAACCUAAUUGGUGAAGAGAGCUUGUGUUUAGUUGAAGGUGAGAUCCAAGAGCUAACCCAGUCUUGGCCUCAAACAAUAGAAGGUUCCCAAAGCUGUCCUGCAACAGAUAUUCCUUCUGGACCACUGGAAGGGACACACAAUGAAGGACUACUCGCUCUUCAUACAUCAGAUGUCAGCACAUCCCCUCAGGAGUGUGUGCCUUUGUCCCAAAGAUCAACACCCGAAGUCACCUCUCAGAAAAACACUAGCAAUCAGUUUGAAGACUUGGGGUCACAAGUAAACUCUCUUAAGCUAUCAGAUCCUCCCCUGAAUCCUGUGGGAAAUGAGUCUAAUUGCUUUCCCACCUCCAGUUUUAAGAUUCUACCUGAAUUGGACCUUAAAAACUGCUUGUCUCUUGAUGGGUCUGUGUAUCCCACAGCUCUGAUAAGAUUCCUCUUGGCAGGCUCACAGCCAGAUACACUUGAUAUGCUUGGUGCUAAACCCCAAGAAGGAACCCUCAAAACUAACCCAGAUCAAGGUGGUUGCUACCCAUAUCAAUUUCUGGAUGGCAUUUCUGCCCUAGGACAGGUUUUCAGUGCUCUCCCACCUCAGUGGGUAUUUCCUGGUGCUAACUUAGUUCCUGGUGAGGCCCUGGGCAAGGUUUCAGGCCUAUCAGAGGAUCUUGGUGCUAUAACUAUGCUAACCCAACAAGGAACUAUGAAUAUGAAUAUGGCUGCUCCCCCAGAUCUGCCUGUCUUCCUUCCCAACCCUAUAGUCCCAUUGGCUACCUACAGUACUCCUCCCGGGCCUGAGCCCCACAGCUUUGCCUCCUGUGGGCUUGAGGUCCAAGGUGCUAUCCCUUUAACUUUGGACUCAGGACAUGCUCCAGCAAACUCCGAGAUAAGUUCAAUACCUCCAGCAAUAGCUGCAACCAGUGUACAAGAUGAGAAGCAGUUUUGUGCAAACCCUUCUCCAGCGAACAGGCAAGGGUUUACCAUUGACCCUGAGAGUGGACUCCAGCGUGCUCCCCUGGAUCUUACCCAGGGCCCUCAGGCUACCUCCAGCAAAGUGGAAGGGGGGAUUUCUCAGGUCAACACGGCCAGCUCCGCUGAUGGCAAAGCCACUGGGAUAUCUAUGCCAGUGUCACAGGCUAGUACCUCUUCUUCUCAAAAAUCGACACUGCCAAUGGUGGAGAGGAAGAAACGCAAGCCGUGCGGGGUCUGUGAGCCCUGCCAACAGAAGACCAACUGCGGUGAGUGUACCUACUGCAUGAACAGAAGGAACAGCCACCAGAUCUGCAAGAAGAGGAAAUGCGAGGUGCUCAAAAAGAAGCCGGAUGCCACUUCUUUGGUGCAGGUUACAAAAGAGAACAAGAGGCCCCAGAGGGAAAAGAAGCCCAAAGUUUUAAAGAGAGACAAUAACAACAAACCAGUAAAUGGCCCCAAAUCAGAGUCCAUGGAAGACAGUCAAUGUGGCCAUGGGGAAGAGCAGAGAUUGGAUUUGAAUUCACAGCCCCUUGAAAAUGUAGGGAAGAAUGCAGAGAGCAUGACAGGAAUCGAGGUGGAGAAUUGGACACCAAACAAGAAAUCAAGCCGAGAGAGUCAAGUCAAGGGAGACCUCGAUACAAAUUUAACUGAGGUUGGAAAGCCCCAGUCCUCUGAAGAUGACAAGCAACAAAGCCAGCCUUCCCCGAUGUUUCCUCAGGCCAUGAGAAACGGCAUGAAAAAUGUGUACUGUUUACCUACGGACACAAACCUUCCAAUCAACAAAUUGGAUCUUGAAGAAAUUAGCAAGGUGCUAGGAAAUAGUUCCUCUAAAUUGCUGCCUGGCCCCUCCAACGGCAAGGAUGCCAUGAACUCUGUCGCUUCCGAUAGGAGCUGUGAUCAUCUCAAGGGGUCGAGCGACACUUUGUUCUUCCAGAAGCCUGGCUUGAACUGCCAAUCUGCUGCAGCCUCCACCAUCCCUAAGGAUCGUCCUAAGACACACAGCUCUGGCUGUCAACCCCAAAGUCCCGAGAAGAUACCUAGUAAAGACCCUAAAGAUGACUCUCCAGUUCAGCCAAGCCUUCUAUCACUAAUGAAAGACAGGAGACUCACCCUGGAACAAGUGGUAGCCAUUGAAGCCCUUACGCAGCUUUCAGAAGCUCCAUCCGAGAAUUCCUCUCCAUCAAAGCCAGAGAAGGGUGAAGAAACAGAUCAGAGGACAGCUAGUCUGCUUGACAAUUGCAAGGCUAUCCUUAAUUCUGUGAGAGAAGACCUCCAAGACACAAACAUAAAGUGUCUUCAGCACCAGAACACAGAGUUCAAGUUGCCGGAUAGUUCAGCUACUAACCAAACACUUGAAGAUUCAGAUUCACUUACAGCUGGAGACAAACCUACCCUUGAUAGUUCUAAGAAUUUAUAUCCAUUGCCAGUAGAAAGUCAUAAUCCAGAAGACUGCAGUCAGGCACUAAACGGCGACCAAAAGUUGAAUUCCCAGUAUGAGCCACCAUGCCAGGAUGUGCCCUACAGUCAAAUUGAAGAAGAUGUUGCAGCCCAAUUAACCCAGCUUGCAUCUACAAUUAAUUACAAUCACAUAAACCCAGACGUCAAGAAUGCCGGAAGUACACCAGGGAGCCUUGCUGCAAAGAAUACACAGCAGAAACCUAGUCAGGAGAAAGGCAUGGCACAAGAGAAACCAGCAUCGAGUAUACAAAACAAACCUAGUGUACCACCAGCAAAGCCAAAGAACAAGACCCAGAAGAAAGCAAAACAAACCCCCAAAACAGACAAGCGGAAAAAGGAACCUCCUCUCCCUAGCUCUCAAGAAAACGAUCAGAAGCAAGAGCAACUUGCAACUCAAUAUAGUAAUAUGCAUGACAUUUGGAUAUCAUCCAAAUUUCAAAGAUUUGGCCAGUCUGGUCCACACAGUGUUCCUAACAUGUUUGGAAACCCUGCUAUCUUUUCCCAGAAAUUGAAACCAAUAGCUCAGAAUAACAUACCCUUACAACCCUAUAUGACAUUUCUUCCUCUCCGUCAGAUAAAAUUUACAAGACAAUCUGAACUGGCAAAGGAGAAUGUUAAAGUCGAGCCACCAGAUGCUCUACCAACAUGCCAAAUCAAGACAGAAUCCAGCGGGCAGGCAAUUGCAGAGCCGGUAGAUAAUUCUCAGGUACAGUCCUCAGUGAAUAGCAGUGAGAAAGCUCACCCUCUGCCUCAGCCCUCCCCUCAGUCCAACCAGUGUGCUAACAUGAUGCCUGGUGCUGCUCAAACACAGUUACAACUAGGCGCUCAAGAGAACCUGGUGCAUCCGAUACCACCGACGUUGCCUGGUACCUCUCCUGAGUCACCCUUGCCAGACCCAGCAUCCAUCCUCAGGAAAGGGAACGUGUCGGGUUCCAACGGAAUGGCAGGUGUGAAUGCGAAGCCAGAAGCGCAAGCACCAAGCCAUGGACCACGGAGUGACUCCGCCACACACAGUGUCCAGAUGGAGUUUUUUGAGCACAUCAAGAAAUACCUUAGAGACCCUGCAAAAUUCUUGCAACCCGAAGUGAAUGAGACAGAAGAGCCAACCUGUGACUGUAAUGAUGGAGGUACACAAAAAGACAAAGGCCCAUAUUAUACACACCUGGGGGCAGGACCAAGUGUUGCUGCUGUCAGGGAGCUCAUGGAGACUAGGUAUGGCCAUAAAGGAAAGGCAGUACGAAUUGAGAAGGUAGAGUACACGGGGAAAGAAGGCAAGAGCUCGCAGGGCUGCCCAGUCGCCAAGUGUAUACUUAGAAGAUCCGGUUCUGAAGAGAAGAUUCUUUGUUUGGCCCGGGUGCGACCCGGUCACUUCUGCGCGACGACGGUGAUGGUCGUGGUUAUCAUGAUCUGGGAAGCCAUCCCUCGCCCGAUGGCCGACUAUCUGUAUGAGGAGCUCACAAUAAACUUGAGGUCCUACAGCGGGCAUCCCACUGACCGCAGAUGUACCCUCAACGAAAAUCGUACCUGCACCUGCCAAGGCCUCAAUCCAAAGACAUGUGGCGCUUCUUUCUCUUUUGGCUGUUCGUGGAGCAUGUUUUUGAACGGCUGUAAGUUUGGGAGAAGCCCAAACCCCAGGAAGUUCAGACUUGCUCCAAACUAUCCAUUAAACAGCUACUAUAGGAGAAUUACUGGAUCACGACGUUUUAGCAGAAGAAGACGCAUGAGACCCGUAAAACCCAGACAGAUGUUUCCAGAACACAGGGCUCAGGAAAAGAAACUUGAAGAGCUUUUUCAGAAAUUGGCUGACGAUUUAGCUCCCAUUUAUAAGCAGAUGGCUCCGGUGGCUUAUCAAAAUCAGGUGAAAUAUGAAGAUGUCGCCGGAGACUGUCGACUUGGCACUAAGAAAGGCCGUCCUUUCUCUGGUGUCACCUGUUGCUUGGAUUUCUGUGCCCAUUCUCACAGGGACAUUCACAACAUGAUUAAUGGCAGCACUGUGGUUUGUACUUUGCUUCGUAAAGAUGUCCGCGACAAGAAUAAUCCCGAGGACGAACAGCUCCACGUCCUCCCAUUACACCGACUUGCCGACACCGAUGAAUUUGGCUCCCAAGAGGGAAUGGAAGAAAAGAUCCGCUCUGGGGCCAUUGAGAUCGUUCAGCCAUCAAGGAAGAAGCAACUACGUUUCAAUGAGCCUAUUCCUCGGUGUGGGAAGAGGAGGACCACUAUGCCCCAUUUUAUUUUCAAAGGUUCAGACAACACUAAAAGCUUCUCAUCAGCCUCAUCUACUCAUCACCCGGUGAAUGAAGAAGCAGGUACCUGUACGUACAAUAACACAGCCUCAGGCGGGUUUCCAGAAACAAGUAGCGGUGUCCCCUGUACAAUGCCCUCUGGUGCUAAUGUAGCUGCUGGUGCUGGAACUGAACAGCCUGGUGAAGCGGCUGCUCUUCCUCAGCCCUCUCUCCCCAUAGCAGACACCCCUCUCUCUAGCCCAUCCGAGCAGCUACCAUUCCUCAACUGUGCUCAUGAACCGGAUUCCUGUCAGGUGGAAGACGGGCAGCACUCUGAAGCAGAGGAGCCUCUCUCAGAUGGUGCCCUCUCAGAUGACCAAUCCUCCGAGGACGACGAACCUGAGAUUCAGGAGUAUUGGUCAGACAAUGAGUUGAUCUUCCUUAACCCUAGCUAUGGCGGAGUGGCCAUAGCACCCAUUCAUGGUUCAGUGAUGAUCGAAUGUGCCCGGAGAGAGCUUCAUGCCACCACCCCUGUGGAAAAUGCCAACCGAAAUGACCCCCUACGGAUGUCCCUGGUAUUCUACCAGCACAAAGGCCUGAUUCUCCCCAGUCAUGGUUUUUAUUUCAACAGGAUUAAGUUUGAGUCUAAAAUUUUUAAGAAAAAGGCUGCAGAACGGAAGGGUCCUGAUAAAUCAUCAUUUGUAGCCAAUUUACUGUGCAAUAUUCCUUCUCGUAUUGCACCAACCUUAACCCGUGACAAUGUUGUCACUGUGUCCCCUUACGCUCUCACUCAUGUUGCAGGACCCUACAACCAUUGGAUCUGAAGGCUUUUUUCCCAUAAUGCCUUUGCUAGUGCAGUGUAGUUCCUACGGUG
This is a messenger RNA of Microtus oregoni (creeping vole), 5996 nucleotides long. RefSeq names its product tet methylcytosine dioxygenase 1 (gene Tet1). The record is from RefSeq and is a predicted model, not a curated record. The transcript has 14 exons. Gene Ontology annotation, cellular component: nucleus. Gene Ontology annotation, biological process: positive regulation of transcription by RNA polymerase II; oxidative demethylation. The coding region runs from base 1 to 5946 and encodes 1981 amino acids. Gene Ontology annotation, molecular function: DNA binding; DNA 5-methylcytosine dioxygenase activity; zinc ion binding. NCBI's taxonomy places the organism in Eukaryota, Metazoa, Chordata, Mammalia, Rodentia, Cricetidae.